Osmia bicornis bicornis is the source of this 4390-nucleotide messenger RNA. Its product is annotated as flocculation protein FLO11. NCBI's taxonomy places the organism in Eukaryota, Metazoa, Arthropoda, Insecta, Hymenoptera, Megachilidae. The coding region runs from base 1908 to 4088 and encodes 726 amino acids. The record is from RefSeq and is a predicted model, not a curated record. The transcript has 2 exons.
AUCAACGUAGCCGAUAAUUGAAAAGCAUCUGCUUAUUCACGCGAAUCGUCCUUUCGAAAGCUUUUCCAUUAUCGAACAAAACGCGUCCAAAGAGAUCUAUCGUCGUUCGUUUCCUUUUCGAUCUCGUUUUGGUCUCGGAAGAUCGCUGUCGUCGUUCUGACGUAAGCGAGACGAGACAUCCGAUCGACGAUUCGGGCUCGUGCAACACGAUUUUCCGUGUACGUAUAACGCUAAGAGAGAAUCGCGUACGACGUAGACGACUACGUCGAGAAUCGAGCAGCAGUGGCGUAUAACGCGGUGCUCUCGAAAUAGCACCGCCUUAAUUCCCCGCUACCCCGUCCGUCUUUCUAUGACGCCUUUUCGGGUCGCGCUUAGUUACCACCUCUCGAGGGGAGAGCUGGCACGACCCAGUCGUAAGCAACGCGAUAAAGCAACGACAUGUGCGCCGAUCAACCGCGGAUCGUCUGCUCGAUAUACGACGCGUGUGCCCGUCCGCGGGACAUUCCUCGAUAAUUUUCAUACCUGUCCAACACCGGAAACCAGAGGACUAUGACCUGAAUCAUCAAGACUGACUCCCCUAUCCGGCCAGUCGUGAUCACCGAUUUCGAAUCGGACGCAACUUUUACUACGAAUCCUUACCGAGAAGACUGACCGACGCGACGUCUGUGUUCCAUGAAGAAUAAAAGAAGAUUACCUGCGAAUUUUGAGAGGCUCGAAAGAAUAGAGAACUUGAAAGUUGAAACAGACCGACGGAAAUAGAAAAUACUUUGCACGUUCGUUAAUUCUUCGAAGAAACGUGCAUUUAUUUUAGACUGGCUAGUAUUAAUUUUUAUUUCGACCAAGAUCGUGGAUGACGUAUUCGUCAGCUGAACCGACUGAUCGUACCGGAGAGAAUCGUCUGCUUCCAGGUAUAUUUGCUCCGCCACGUUGCUCUACGUUGCUCCAUAUUUAUAUCGUGCUAAUUAUACCUUGCUCCUACUGGCCUAUGGUUUUGUCACCUUUACGAGUUAGCAGCUGCUUGCGUGAUUCGAUGGUUCAAAGUUCGUCUUUCCUGCUGUGUAACCGUCCUAGAGAGACCGAUCUGUUGAUCGCGACGUUGAUAUCGUAUCGAUCCGAUACGAAGGGACUCGAUCGAAGGUGAAACCAUCACGGUGUACAACGACCGACUGUCGUACAGUUCUUUCUUUAUACGAAACGCAGAAACGAUACAAGAGUUUCCGAAAUCGUUUCGAAUGCAGUAAGACACGGCUGUUCUGAAAAUAGACCCGGGGUAGAGACGCAGUAUCGCAGAAUCGCCGUCUGUUCCGCGAACAACUAUGCGAUAUAUACGUACGGAUUUGUGAAAUCCCGCUCUGAAAAUAUACUCUCGAUAAAGUUGCGUUUUAAUCACUUUUCUGAAACAGUUGCGUAACCUGUUCGCUUGAAUUCAGAAAAGAAAAAGAAUCUGUGAGAAGGAACGAAGAGGAAUUUGUCGAGGCGCUUUCCAUCUCUCGCGAAGUAACCCUAUUCGCUUAAAUUCGGAAGAGAAAAAGAAGAAAAGCAAACGGAUUAUAAUCGGUGAGAAGGAACGAAGAGGAAUUUGUCGAGGCGCUUUCCAUCUCUCGCGAAGUAACCCUAUUCGCUUAAAUUCGGAAGAGAAAAAGAAGAAAAGCAGACGGAUUAUAAUCGGUGAGAAGGAACGAAGAGGAAUUCACCGAGGAGCUUUCCAUCUCUCGCGAAGAGAUCGAAGGAUUUGAAUCCGAUGAGCCGGGGAACGAUAGCCGGGAAAGAAGGUCGGAUUCUCUUCGCCACGGAGGGAAGAAACAAUUGGCCGAAUGCUUUUUUGCUACGGUAUCGUUUGAACGAGCGGAGCGACGAUGUUUUGCGCUGGAUCACAGCGUGGAGAAGGCUGAGGAAAAAGUUACGACAUGUAUGGCCGGCAAGGCAACUCGAUUAACUCGCAACCACCGCCAUGGCUGGUGCGCGCAGAAGUCACGAUUCAUCACGGUGCACCGGUUACCUCGGAAUCCGGUCAGGUACCAGUAAGUAUGUCCUCGACCGUCACGGAUUCGAACGGCGUUCGUAUGAUAUACCGAUGGAACACCGACCAAUCGUCACCGUCUACGGUUCCAGCCACCGCGUCGAUCCCGUCCGCUUCGUCGUCGAGUUCGUUCGGUUUCCAACGAGGGAACAUACUCUUCACCUCGACCCCGCCACCCAGACCGACGCCCAGAUCGUUCACGAUCCCGAGAUCGUCGGGUCUGUCGGAGAACGAGUCGUCGUCCCGAGGACGAGGAGCGAACGUGUCCGAUUCCGGCUACAACAGCGAGCAAUUCUCCUCGCAGUCUUACUCGAGCCUGCCUUCCCGUCGACCAUCGCAACAGUACAAUCGUCGAUGCCGAAGCACCUGCAGCAUCGUACUGUCCGCCGUGAACACGGAGGACACCGUUUCGAGGAAAGAGAGCAGCAGCGAAUCCAUCAGACACUCCUACGACAAUUCCUGGCGACAUCGUUCCUCGUCGCAUCAACACGUGUUCACUCGCCACCAGUUCAGUACGGUACCGGAAGUCUGCGAGGAGUGCACCGACGGUAACAAUACUUCGAGCGCGUACAGCACUCAUUUCUGCGGUCGGUUGAAGGAUAAACUGAGCAGCGAAUCGACGACCGUUAGCAAAGACGCUUCUUCGCAAACCACCGACAUCGAAUCGCAGGAAUCAACGUCGACGAUCGUCAGCAAGAGUACAACGAGAAGGAAGACGACCGGUGGUCUCCGAAGUUCCGACGAGCAGAAAACGAAACAGCAAGAGAGUCGAUCGCCAACCACAGGUUCCGAGACCACCGGUGCCUUUCCUUCAGCCGAUUCGGAGAAGUCCGAUUCCUCCGCCAAGGAUGACAGCUCGAAACGUAAAUCGCGAACGGUGCACAUCGACGUCUAUUGUACCGGAUCGGACGACGAUGAAAACUCUGAUACCUCCAGCGAGAACGACCGCGAAACGCCGAUGACCGUUUUCGAGAAUCCAGACGUGAAGGUCGUUCACACUCAAGCCCCGGAUAAUGUAUUACCCCGAGGAUUUCAGGAUGAGAAAGCCUUCCUGAAACGCGCCACCGAACGACGCUGCGACAGUUUCAAAAACGCCCCCAUGAGGAUGCCUUCCAUAGCUAGCUCGAAGGGAUACGACAGCGACGAUGUUCUCAGCUCUCUCUAUCCCUCGCAGUUCAGCUCGUACAGCGCUCUCCGUGACUUGGAUUCGGCACCUUGGUCCGCCGCGUCCUCCAACGCUGGCAUUCCGUUCGACUACGACUCGACCGUCGCUACUUCACCGAAGGAUACAUUCUCCGAUAUAGACUCUCUGAUAAACAGUAGGGUAGCUUUAACGCCGUGCGACAGCUUCGAAUACGCCAGCUCCACCGACCGCGAGAGGAUACGAAGGAUGGAGGAGAUCUGGUCGAAAUCCGAAGGGCCGAUCGAACGGGAACACCUGUUGCGGAAUCGAAGGACGAGGGACCAUCCGGGGACACGCGAGGCGGAAUGGUCGUCCGCGGACAGCGGCGAAGAUUCCGACGAGAGCGGUACGGUCGGUUGGAGUUUCGUGUCCAGCGAGGAAAGCCAGAGAAUUACUAAGAAAACCUCGACCAUUCGACGAACAAGCAAAAGCGGCGAGUGUACAGAGAAGAACGUACCAGUGGAAAAGGAAACUGUACAGAGAGGUUUGCAGCCAGACCAGUCUGAUUCCACGACUCGUAGCGACAGUAUUCCUCAUCCGUAUACUUUUCGCGAGCAAUUUGGACCGUUCGUUUCGAACAGUCCGUCCCCGCUUCCGUCUAAAGUACCUUCGCGAGUUACCUCGCCGUUUAUGACGCCGCAGGGCGAGAGAACUGAUCAUAUAUUGAAAGCGUCGAUAUUUGGCUCGGUGGUGAACGCGUUUCGAAAACCGGGACAUCAUAUCGGACCAUCGAAAAAUCCCUCCUGUGCCUGCGAGCAUUGUAGGAGACAUUUCGAGGAACUGAAUUCCCGGGAACGUUCCGGUUCUGUAAGCGAUUUCGAACGACAAACGGGAUUUCGUUUACAGAGCGAGAAAAAUAUCGUUCGUCCGAUACCAAAAAAAUAGAGAUUCUUCAGAUUUCAAAGUUCUCUUUUUUAAAUACAUAUAUAUUAUAGUAUUUCUUGGUUUCGCAACGAGACUAUUAAAAAUAUUGUGAGAUUGUGUUAUGUUAUUAAUUAAACGCGUGUGUUUAAGUUAUAUAUUUAUUAAUUAAAACAUCGUAUUCCAUGUCGGUCACUUUUUUUUUAAAUUCAUAAAGAGAUCUGUUAAAAAAAAACAUUCUGCUAAGUAUCGAGCAUUUAUGUAAGCUAACAGAUACAUAUGAUAUUCAUGCUGUUCACGUUAAUAAAUAUUGAUUAUGUUAGUAA